Zophobas morio is the source of this 973-nucleotide messenger RNA. RefSeq lists its product as uncharacterized. The record is from RefSeq and is a predicted model, not a curated record. The transcript is spliced from 2 exons. The coding region runs from base 19 to 849 and encodes 276 amino acids. NCBI's taxonomy places the organism in Eukaryota, Metazoa, Arthropoda, Insecta, Coleoptera, Tenebrionidae.
CAAAAAUGUCAGAAAGUAAUGUCAACUAAGUGGACGGUCAAAAAUCAAAAUUCAAGACCUUCUUCUGGCAAUCGCGAAGAUGUGGCCAAACCUUCCGAUCCCGGCUCCUUAAUCCACACCAUCGAAAACGAAAUCAAAGAAAACUUGGACAUAAUCUUGCCCACGUACCUAAAAAACGUCUUAGUUUACACCGGUUUUGAUUCUUCGGCUGCGCUCAGCGAACUGACGGUGGCCGAUUUUAGCUUAAUAGAAGACUUCGUCCGAAACGAGCUUCAAGACAUCCUGUCGCUCGAACGCAACGUGCAAUACGACGAUUUUUAUGGAAUUUACAGCAGCAGCAAAAGCAACUUCAAAAUUUUGCCAGGACACAAGAAGCUGUUGAUGGAAGUGCAAAAAUUCUACAAAGGGAGAAAAAUGGAAGCUAAAUAUAAAUCCGCUUCCGAACAACUGGCGGGAGCUGGCGGAAAACAAGACGAUGCUAAAGACGAUAUGAGUGGUUGUUUGGGUUUUCUGGACGAAGACAAGCAGUCACCGGGACCGGGACAGACGCAGAAGAAGCGGAAGAGGUGCAAGAGGAAGACGGAUACAAAUUCAGAUGCGAGUGACGGUGUGGAUUUUAACCAAGAGGUGAUGAUCGACGGGGUGAAAAGGAGGCGGUUGGACGAAGCGACGCAGAGAGCUGACGGUUUGAGUCGGGCUUUGGUGGUGUUCGGAGACGACUCCAGAACGCAGUUGUUGUCGCCGUCGCCGUCUGAAUCCAGGGAAACCGUGCCUCUGCACCACGACUCCGAAGAAAAGGGGUUUCUGUCGAUUCUAAAUUCAGGCUUGAGACUCUCGAAUAUCAUUUAGACAACAACUAAGUGAUAGGAUUAGAAAAGUAAGAGCAACGAUAGUCAGUAGAUCGUCACUCGUUUGGAAGACAAGUUUUGUGUACUUAUUGUUUUUUUUUUAAACACACAUUUACAUUCACACA